Anoplophora glabripennis (Asian longhorned beetle) is the source of this 1999-nucleotide messenger RNA. RefSeq lists its product as uncharacterized. The record is from RefSeq and is a predicted model, not a curated record. The transcript has 5 exons. The coding region runs from base 79 to 1878 and encodes 599 amino acids. NCBI's taxonomy places the organism in Eukaryota, Metazoa, Arthropoda, Insecta, Coleoptera, Cerambycidae.
CAGAUUAUAGAUGGCUCAUAUAAAGCGGAUUUUUUCUAUCCUUAUCAUCAUUCACUUGUGGGAACUGCGAAUGAAACAAUGAAGUCUUUCCUGUGGUGCUCCUUCGUGAUCUUCGUCGCCUUGGCCGAAGCCAAGACGACCAAAAUCACCCCCUCCAACCAAAAAAGAAGUCUAGGCCUGGAAGCAUCACUCUACGGAGCUUCACUGGGAGUUCCUGUGGUUUCCGGCUCGACACUUGGCUCUGGUCUUUUCACACCCGCCAUUUCCUACGACUCCAGCAGCGCCCUUUUGGGCGGAGCCGCUUUUGGCUCAUCUGGUAGCUUAAGUUCCGGGGUGAGCACAGUAUUCGACUCUGGUUCCGUCAGCGGAGUGUCCACCGGACUUGGCAGUGGAAUCAGCACCGGAUUAGUCAGCGGCGUCACCAGCGGUUUGGGCAGCGGCAUCGGCAGUGGAUUGGUGAGCGGAGCCAGCAGUGGGCUCGGUAGCGGAAUCGGCAGUGGAUUGGUGAGCGGAGUCAGCAGCGGGCUGGGUAGCGGAAUCGGCAGUGGAUUGGUGAGCGGAGUCAGCAGCGGGCUGGGUAGCGGUAUCGGCAGUGGAUUGGUGAGCGGAGUCAGCAGCGGGCUGGGUAGUGGAAUAGGCAGCGAGAUAAUCAGCGGGGUCGGCAGCGGAUUGGUGUCUGACGUCAGUGUAUCUUCUGCUGGAGCGUCAGGUUUGAGCAGCUUCGCCCCAGCUUUCAGUACCGUCGGCCCUGCCGUCGGUACCGUGUCUGUCGGCUCCGUCGCGCCUGUCGUGGUGUCCCAAACUCACGAGUACCGCCAUCUGAGCCAACAAGUACCGGUAGCAGUGCCCACACCAGUACCAGUAACUGUAACGAAAACCGUCCCUGUACCACAACCCUACAAGGUAGAUGUUCCCAAGCCUUACGCAGUACCAGUACAAGUGAAAGUACCAGUGGACGUACCCAAACCGUACGCCGUCAAAGUGCCAUAUAAGGUCUCAGUACCUGUUGCUGUCAGUGUCCCCGUCGAAGUCCCCAGGCCCUAUGCAGUCUAUCAGACCAAGCAAGUCAAAGUUGAUGUUGAGAAACCAGUACUAGUCAAGGUACCAGUCCAUGUGAAAGUACCAGUCCCACAGCCCUACAAAGUAGACGUACCCACACCUGUCGCAGUCAGAGUACCACACCCCGUCGUUGUCAAAGUACCACAAGUAUACCACACCAGCAGCAAGCAACACUACAACAACCCAGGAAUUGUUUAUGGAGGUGAAUUUAAUCAAGGAAUCUACGGCCUCGGCAGCAACUACUACGGCCUUGGCGGAGUAAGUAGCAUCAGCAGUGACGCCGUGAGCAGCGGCUUCGAUGGGGCCGUUGGAGGAGUGAGUAGCGUCGUCAGCCCUGGCUCUGGUGUAGUCGGAAGUCUCGGAGGAAUCGGCAGCACCCUCAGUCCCAUCAACGGCAUUUACGGAGGACUCGGGUCAGUCAGCAGCACGCUCAGCCCCAUUAGCUCCUUCGACGGCAGCUUUGGAGCAGUAAGUGGUGCCCUGCCCGUUGGCGGCAUCAUCAGCAGCACCAUCAGCCCAAUCAUAGGUGGAAUCAGCAGCGGAUCCGGUUUUGGUGAUUUCAGUUCCCUAGGAGGAUCCUUUGGAAUAGGCUCUGGAGACGCUUUCCAAAGUGGUGUCUCCGCCACCACCCCCGCUACUGACGCUGUGCACGCUGAGGGCGAUUCCAUUUCUGUAGAAGGAAGGAGCGGUGAAGCAGUCACUGAAAGUUCUUACGAUGGAGGCAUUUCAUCGUCCUUCUCGGCUGUUACCCCUGCAUCAAGCUCUGAUGAGGACAAAACCCUUCCAGAUGUGGAAAUCACUUCUCCAAGUGGUUUGUAAGGAUGGGGCGGGGUAGCCUUUAAGUAUUAUGUAAAUAUUUCGCUCAACAAUUCUUGUUUAUGUUUGUUAAAAUGUAUUGAACGCAAGGAUAGAAAAUAAAACAUUCGUUUUUUUAUUGUAA